Hydatigera taeniaeformis is the source of this 453-nucleotide messenger RNA. The record is from the annotation of a GenBank genome assembly. Lineage: Eukaryota; Metazoa; Platyhelminthes; Cestoda; Cyclophyllidea; Taeniidae.
AGCACCUUGUUCCCUCUCGUCCUUCGUAUUACGCAGAUUAGUCAGUGGUACGAAUUGGUUAUCUUCACCGCUAGCUUGGAGAUCUACGGGGCAGGAAUUGCUGACCAUCUUGACAACGGUCGCCACAUUUUCCAACGUCGGUUCUACAGGCAACACUGUCUUUACGACAGUGGUAGCUACUGCAAGGACCUAUCGCGUGUUUCCUCAGACCUCUCUUCUAUCUUUAUUUUGGACAACUCUCCUGGAGCCUACCGGUCUUUUCCUGACAAUGCAAUCCCCAUCCAAUCUUGGUUCUCGGAUCCCCAAGAUACUGCCCUCCUCUGUUUGUUACCUGUGUUGGAUGCCCUGCGAUUCGUCUCUGACGUGCGCUCCAUCCUGAGUCGCAACCUACACCGCGAUUUGCAAGCGCAGGCUCUAAUUGGACGGGGUCGUCCGCCCUCCCUCAUGAUGUGA